GGAAGGUUGACCCUCUAUACUGGCUUUCGGUUUCACUUCUGUUUUUAGCUCCACCCAUCUCAGUGGAAAAAGUAAGAGGAAAUACCUCGUUCAACCGGUGCCACAGCUUUGUCUUCUUCGAAUUCUUAUGUGAAUAAAGUUGGCGGAAUAUACGAUUUGGCGGAGAUUUCAGGUUUUCCCCCAGAGUUCAGCAGGAGAUGGCGCUGUUGAGCAAUAAAUCCGUUCGUCAUGAAAGCUUGGAGAACUUGGAGCACAUUGGCUCUGGGGGAUUUGGUGUGGUCUACAAGGCGAGACACAAGGACUGGGACUUCGAUGUAGCCAUUAAGGUUAUUCGUGAGGCUGCUAGCAGUCAGUUAUCUCAUUCCAGUCCCAUUGUAAACGAUGAGAAAGCGCUGCAUGACGAGGCUGACCACAUGGACACAGCUUCUUGUCCGUUUGUGCUCAGGAUUCUUGGAAUUUAUCAGGGAAACCCACCCAAAAUGUCGAAGGGAAUAGUAAUGGAGUUCAUGGGAAGGGGAUCUAUUUUGAGUCUGCGGAACGAGUUAUCUGGCCCCCCUCCUUGGCCACUGGCCUUCCGUUUGGCCCAUGAAGUAGCUCUUGGAAUGAACUUUCUCCAUUCAAAGAACCUUUUGCACCAGGACCUAAAGCCAAGCAAUGUGCUGCUGGAUGAUGAUCUCCAUGCCAAGCUGGCAGACUUUGGUCUGGCCAGGGUUUCCACAAGUGCUUUGAAGAAUGAAGAAACGACUGGAGUGCUUGGAGGCUCGUAUAAGUACAUGCCUCCCGAGGCUUUUCCAUUAACGUACAAACCUGUUCGGGCUUUCGACAGAUACAGCUAUGGUAUCCUUCUUUGGUCCAUUCUCACCGGUAAAGAGCCAUAUCCAGACGCUGAAUAUGCUCGUGUGCACCUGAGGAUCCCUCUAGGGGACAGGCCUGACUGUAAGGAAAUUGAUCUACAAAAGGCAGAGGGGUUGAAAGAGCUGGUCGACCUCAUGAAGAGGUGCUGGGACGCCGAACCGUCCAACAGGCCUGAAUUUAAAGAGUGCCUAGAGGUUACUGAGAGUGUGCUCUCAAUGCACAAGAAGGGAAUUGCCGACGCAGUCCACCGAGUCUUGACAGGACUGGGCUCACCAACCACCGCUCAUAAUUCCAACAAAAGCCCAUCAUUCAGCGUCACUCCUCAGACCCAAGAUAGUUCUCUUUCUUUUGCAGAACAGCCAAAGUCAUACGACAGCGUGGAUGGAUUUAUGAUUCAGAAGAAACUUGACAGUGACUCUGCCGAAAAUCUGACCGAUUCAGAUAAAGCAAAGUUCAUCGACACGAACAGGGCAAAGUUAACACAGGGUGUCUCCGAGGUACUGGCAAUAGUAGAGGAGCUUGGAGACAUGGUCCACGGUGAAACCUACUCAACGAUUUCGGCUGAACCCACGAGCCAGGGGAAAAUGAGGGUGCUCUACCAAAGGACGUUCCGCUCAGGAGGGAUAAGGGUCAAAGCAGCCUUCUACGACGUGCUUAAAAAACAUCACCCUGAUCUGGUGUAGUCUUGAUGGCUACUCCCAAAGCAGCUGUGUCCUUCGUGGAGCCAUUGAGAAGUGUUCUCCUCUUGCACUUGCAUCUGUUAUAGAAAAAAAUGGAAGUGAUAGUGCAAGACUUUGACCUAUGCAAGUAAUCCAUCGCAGACAAGAAGGUCACGCGAUGAUGAUCAGGUAUUUUGCAGUAUACCAGUUUCAUGUCUGGAAUGUGGCUGCACCGGUGCAAUACAUUUCGGGACGUAGUUGGAAAGUUGUGUUCAGAAACAAUGACCUGAUAUUUAGAGCCCUGUCGUCUUUGACUGGCCUCUAACAAGGAUGAUAAUAAUAAGUAUUAGCAAGCUAGCAUUAUUUAUGCACUCAUCGUAGGAGAAAUAAUGCUUUUUAAAACUAAUGUGUCUCAGAUUACCUCAAAACCUCUGACUAUGUUGUGGUGCAUAAUUCCAAAACUAUUUGAUUGCAGAUCUUUGUGAGUUUUUUUUUACACUUUGCCUUUUACAAUUGUUACAUUUUAAUUAAUAAACAAUUUUCACGAAGCAAAAA
Mugil cephalus (flathead mullet) is the source of this 2069-nucleotide messenger RNA. Its product is annotated as receptor-interacting serine/threonine-protein kinase 3-like. Gene Ontology annotation, molecular function: JUN kinase kinase kinase activity; ATP binding. NCBI's taxonomy places the organism in Eukaryota, Metazoa, Chordata, Actinopteri, Mugiliformes, Mugilidae. The record is from RefSeq and is a predicted model, not a curated record. Gene Ontology annotation, biological process: protein phosphorylation; regulation of apoptotic process. The transcript is spliced from 12 exons. Bases 198 to 1538 code for a protein of 446 amino acids.